CUCCCCUUCAUACACCUUCUGCGACCACAAGACAACCAGUAGGUACUUGAGGACAGCAGAUAGUGUUUACUUAUCGGAGGGAGAAGUCGGUGACAGGCAGCAAUAAGAUCACUGGACAUCGGGCACCGCAGUGAGUUGGAGCGAUGGCUGAGGUUCUAAGAUGCAACCAAGUUACAGGUCUUGCCUCUAUCAUCCCCGAAGAAAGUGAAAGAGAAAUCACCGAAGACACAUUUACUCCGUCUAUGCCAAACAGCGAGUCCAGUGGAUUUGGCUCCGCUGACGUCAUCAGCCCCACCGACACUCCACCUGAAUCCGUAGACAGAGAUGUUGAUGCUGAAAGUGCAGCCUCAACAGAGACUGAACCAGAAAGCUUUCCGGACACUGACGAAGAACAGAUCUUUGAAAUGUCGCCUGACGAUGAUGGGGCUGCAGAAGGAGAGGACUUCUUGGAGACUGAGACGCGCGAAGGAAACAUAAAUUGCGGCGGGAAACACGAACAGCCAGGAGGAUCAGGAAACGUUGCGACAGAAGAUAAUGAAGAAGGCGCGAUUGCAUUAUUAGAAGAAAACUCGGGAGCAACUGCAAACCUACGAAGCGAAAUACAGACAGAAAUAGCAACAUUCCCAUUGAAUGAGCUGAAAAUUUCGGCGGCCCCAGGAUAUGAACGGAAGCGGGAGUUUGCAUUCGGAGCAUACGGUCAAAAUAAAGAACUGACAUCACUGGGAAAUGACAGAAUUGCACGGGGAUACGAGGAUGAAGACGCAAUAUCGUCUUUGAGAUGCGAGCAACACGGAAUAGCAUCUUCUUGGAGAUGCGAGGAACACGGAGUAGCAUCUUCUUGGAGAUGCGAGGAACACGGAAUAGCAUCUUCUUUGAGAUGCGAGGAACAUGGAAUAGCAUCUUCUUGGAGAUGCGAGGAACACGGAGUAGCAUCUUCUUGGAGAUGCGAGCACCACGGAAUAGCAUCUUCUUGGAGAUGCGAGGAACACGGAGUAGCAUCUUCUUGGAGAUGCGAGGAACACGGAAUAGCAUCUUCUUUGAGAUGCGAGGAACAUGGAAUAGCAUCUUCUUGGAGAUGCGAGGAACACGGAAUAGCAUCUUCUUGGAGAUGCGAGGAACACGGAGUAGCAUCUUCUUGGAGAUGCGAGGAACACGGAAUAGCAUCUUCUUUGAGAUGCGAGGAACAUGGAAUAGCAUCUUCUUGGAGAUGCGAGGAACACGGAGUAGCAUCUUCUUGGAGAUGCGAGGAACACGGAGUAGCAUCUUCUUGGAGAUGCGAGGAACACGGAGUAGCAUCUUCUUGGAGAUGCGAGGAACACGGAGUAGCAUCUUCUUGGAGAUGCGAGGAACACGGAGUAGCAUCUUCUUGGAGAUGCGAGGAACACGGAGUAGCAUCUUCUUGGAGAUGCGAGGAACACGGAAUAGCAUCUUCUUUGAGAUGCGAGGAACAUGGAAUAGCAUCUUCUUGGAGAUGCGCCCAACACGGGGCAGCAGCGUCUUCGAGAAACAAGCAUCACGGUACAUCAACCCGGGGAUGCGAGAAACAUGGAGCAACAGCAUCCAGGAAGUAUUGGAAACAAGGAAAAGGGGAAUUUGUAGGUUAUGAGGGAAAAACAGGGACCGCAUCCAUGCAAUGGAAGCGACAAGUAGCGACUGAAUUUCUGCAGUCCAAACAACUGCGAACGGCGGCUCUGCUGAGGGAAGACAAAGAUGCAAAGGCAGUGUACAUGAACAAAAAAGAGAAGGCAAAGAAACGGACAGUGGCACUGACAGAAUACAAAGAAAGGAAAGUGAACAAGGAAAGAAACGAAGAAAGAGAGGAUGAAAGAGGAACGAAUGAAAACGCGACUGCAGUGCAAGAACAGCUGUUAAAAAAUGAAGAAGAGAAUACGGAAUACUAUUCCCUCUUCAACUGUCCUUUGCCAUCUGAGAAUGGACGGUCAUUUCCGUGCUCCGAGGACAAAUUAAGGAAUGAAGAAGCGGAUUGUCCACACGUUUGUGAUUUCGACGAUCAGGAGCCAGAACCAGAGAAGGUAAUAAUGCAUGAAGGUCGUGACGUGCUGGAUCUGUUUGCAAAUAUCACCAAUUCGUCAUGGCUCGUCACCCCAACUCGACUACAGAAAAAUAAUCUGAACCUGUUCUUCGCCAAUCGUUCCCAAUACCACCGUCUCAACAUGUAUGGAGCUAAGGAUAAACCGUUUCUGUGGAUGAAAUGCAAAAAUUGUCGCUUCCGUAUACCGGUGUAUUGAGUGAGACUGGAGAUUACUUCCAUCGAUGACGACAGCUCUUAUUAUCUUCUGCUGAUGACUCUUCUGUGAUAUGGAAUACGGUGCAAUCAACAUAAAUAUUUUAAUUAACAUAUAGGGUACUCGGAAAGAAUAUGGCCAUGCUAGGCUUCCAUAUUGUUUUUUAUCAUAUUAAAACGGUUUUAAAACAACUGUGACGUACGAAUCCACCAUAGGAUUUCUUAAGCUGCAUUAAAACGCAUGAUCUUAGUUUUUUUUCCAUAACAGCCAGAAAAUAUUUUCUUUUAAGUUAGACUUGCGACCACAUUACCUGCAAAGCACAGAUAAUGUGGCCAGUCCACAUGUUCUUCUAAAAGAUGGAAAAAAAAAGACACGAAUUUUUAUAAUUUUGACAAAAUUUAUUUAUCUCUUUUAACGUGGAAGCAACAGAAAUGAUUGAUCUCCGAUCAACAUUUAAAAUCUGUCAAAACCUGUCAAUGAUAUUUAAUUGCAUUACUAAUUUUCUGAGUUUAUAAAAUAAACUUUCACAAUAAAUCGGCUUAGUUUUGAGGACGUGCGGGUUUUAUACUCUGAUUUUGAGCUCAGAAACCUUGAAACCAGCAACGUUGGCCACAUAACCUGCAUUUGGUAUUUGUUUACAUCUCUGCCAGGAGGAGAUCUAACGAAGAAUAACAUGAAAUCCAGUUACAAUGUAUAAGAGAACAGAAAAUUUCCUUUCAAUUCAGCUCUAAGCAAACAAAUGUAAUUUCUGUUUACUAAGAUUUAUUAUAUAUUGUCUUUGUUCUGAAAGUCAGAUUCGUGUUGUUUCUUCUGUUCUCCAGGCACUCAAACUGCGCUUGGUCACACGCGCUGAAAACAAUUUGCUUGAUAUUUGUGACCAAAUGGCGGUAAUUUCUGUAAACAAUCUGUGCAAUUAUGAAUAAGGCAGCGACUUGGCCAUAUUCCCAACAAGUACCUUAGAAAUUCUACACACACUUUUAAAAUGCUUCGUUAGUUUUCAUUUAUAUAAUUUUAUAUCCAGUUCCCUAUAUAAUACAUAAAUGAUCCCAAAUUUAUCUUCCUGGUGCUAUAUAUUUGCAAUAAUGAAGGUUUCGGCCCUUGACUCUCAUUAUAAAAAAUCUGUACGAUGUUAAAUUCACAUUUCAGUGGUUUAAUUUUUUAAAAUUAAAACAACUACAGAGAAAGUACAGAUUAAUACUUCAAUAAAAAUUGACAAGGCCACAUCAAUGAUUCGCCUAUCUAUAAAUGAGGGUU
Molecule: messenger RNA, 3500 nt
Organism: Zootermopsis nevadensis
Lineage: Eukaryota; Metazoa; Arthropoda; Insecta; Blattodea; Termopsidae
Source: RefSeq, a predicted model, not a curated record